AUGAUGGCUGCAGCAUUAGCAAAUGCCCAACAACAACAACAAAAAACACCCCAAAUUGUUAAUCGGUUGCCGUCAAAUAAUGAGCAUUUAUUUAGCAAUAAAGACAAGGAAGGGGUUAAUUUGAUAAAUAUUCUCAAUAUGCUCAAUAGAAAGCCUGUUAAUAACGAUAAUUGGCAUUUAAAGUCUAAUAAUCAUUGUGAAGACAAAAACGAGGAAUAUAAGCAAGAAUUAAAUAGUUCCUUUUGUCAACAAAAAUCCCUAAACAACAAAAUAUUAGAAAAUAAUAAUAUUAAACAAGAAACAAGUGAAGAUAAUAAUGUAGCAACAACUAAUAUUGACAAUAAACAUAACCUUCAUUCCGUCGAACAUUUGUUGGGAACAACAAAUAAUGUUGAAGAAACAAACAAAACUAAAGAAAAAUUAAAUGAACAAGUUGCAUGUUUUAGUAGUGAACAACUUGUUUCGAUAAACAUGGAAAGGUUGUUGCUUUCGUUAGGAACAAGUUUUUCACGAUCAGAAUUAAUUCGACUACUGAACAACCCAUUUGGUGGAGAAUGUUUUUCUGAAUGGACGUUGGAAAGAAUUAAUAAGGUUUUAGACAAACAAUUAAACUUGGUUAGAGACAAAACACGUGAACACCUCCAAAAUAUAUCCUCAACUAACGGAUUUGCAUUGAUAGCAGAAUUUUGUUGUGUUCGUUGUUGGAGUAUUCAUUUAAAUGAUGAGGGACAAUGUCAAACAAAUUUUAAUUCGUGUUGUGAUGGUGUUACUAAUGAUUGUGUUGUUAAUGACAAUUUUUGUUGCACUCUCUUCGCUUCAUUCCACAAAGAUGGCAUUUACAAUUUAUUAUUAUUGGGAAUUCAAAAAAUUAAUGAAACAACAAUAAAUUCAGUCAACAAUUUUAUAGAGAAUGUGUUUGCUUGUUUUAAUAUGCUGCCUUCAACAUUUUCUACCCCAACAAAUUUGUUUAUUCGCCCAAAACAAAUAGCUAUUCAUCUUCAACAACAACAACAAAAACAAUGUUCGUCAAGUUUUAAUUUUAUAAUUAACAACAAUGCUGAAUUUUCUUGUAAUAUACCAACAAUUUCUGAAAUUGUUUACGGAAGUGGAAGCAAAAUUAAAAUUUCAAAUAAAAACGAGGAAGAAGAAAAAUGGAUGGAAAGAAGUGCUAUUCUUCUUUAUAACUCUCAAGAAAAAUUUAAUAUUGACUGA
Meloidogyne enterolobii is the source of this 1212-nucleotide messenger RNA. Lineage: Eukaryota; Metazoa; Nematoda; Chromadorea; Rhabditida; Meloidogynidae. The record is from the annotation of a GenBank genome assembly.